This is a messenger RNA of Suillus paluster, 6885 nucleotides long. RefSeq names its product acyl transferase domain-containing protein. Gene Ontology annotation, molecular function: 3-oxoacyl-[acyl-carrier-protein] synthase activity; fatty acid synthase activity. Gene Ontology annotation, biological process: fatty acid biosynthetic process. Lineage: Eukaryota; Fungi; Basidiomycota; Agaricomycetes; Boletales; Suillaceae. The record is from RefSeq and is a predicted model, not a curated record. The coding region runs from base 1 to 6885 and encodes 2294 amino acids. The transcript has 24 exons.
AUGGUUUCUUCACAAGAGCACUACCCUGUCGCACUGGUCGGCAUUUCUGCAGAGCUUCCAAGUGGUCCUCAUGGAACGAACAACCUUGACUACCCAUCGCUGUUUGACUUUCUUAUGAACGAGCACCAAGCCUAUGAAAAUAUCCCGACCGAUAGAUUCAACAUAGAUGCUCUUAAGGGAGUGAAUAUUGGUGAAGUAGCUGCCACACAAGGCGCAUUCUUGAAAGACUUGGAUUUAUUCGAUCAUAUUGAAUUCGGAAUCAGUAGCAAGGAUGCCAGGAUGAUGACAAUUGGAACACGAAAGCUCAUCGAGUUGUCGUUCCUAGCAUUGUUGGACUCUGGUAUUGAUUAUCGAGGAAAGAAUGUUGGUGCUUACAUGGCGAGUGUCGCCCAUGACGCUUGGAUGAUUUCCGGCGAGGACGAAAAUGAAGCUCGCGGUUCAUUAGCAUACUCCCCUUCCAUGAUUGCCAAUCGUGUGUCAUACCACUUGGACCUGCGCGGACCUUCCAUCCCCACCGAUACUGCUUGCAGCUCUAGUCUUUCUGCUUUCCAUCUCGCUGUUCAGUCCAUACGCAAUGGAGAGUGCGAUGCGGCAGUUGUGGGUGGUUAUUGGCUGGCGUACAGUCAAGGUGGAAUUCUGGCACCAGAUGGUAAAUGCAAACCUUUCGAUGCCUCUGCUAAUGGAGGAGAGGGUGCCGUUGUUGUCGUUAUAAAACCACUUGACAAGGCUCUCAUCGAUAAUGACCAUAUUUAUGCUACUAUCCUCGGUACUGGCAUCAAUUCGUCUGGUUCACUGGCUCCUCUCGCCGUCAACCACACGAAGUCGAUUUCGUCGAGCUUCAUGCCACAGGCAAGUUUCUCUGAACCUAUCCCGUUAAUAUAUUAUACGUGUAUAUCUCUAGGAACUGCAAUCGGAGAUCCAACAGAAGCGAACUGGGUUGGAGAGAGCUUCCUGAAGAACGACAAUGAGGAGCUUCUUAUUGGGAGUUUGAAAGGAAACAUGGGUCACCUGGAAAUCACAGCGUUUCUUGCGUCACUUUGCAAAGUUUGUUCUAUAUUUCAAUCAGGAAUCAUCCCUCCAAAUGUCAAUCUCCGCAACCCAAAUCCUGCCAUUCGUUGGGAGGACUUCAAUCUACGCGUUCCCUUAUUGCCAACCUCGUUACCUUGUCAAUCCGCUACUGGACGCUCGCUGAUCUCUCUGGCGAGCUCCGGAAUUGGCGGUGCCAAUGGUCACUGUGUUGUUGAGGAGGCCCCUCAUACAACUAAUUCGGUAGUGCCUUUCUGGCGCUCAGAUGGCUUUCAUACUCCCUGCUUGUUGGUGGCGGGUGGCCUUUCUCCGCGUUCAACAACAGCCGUAGGAGAAUCUAUGCGAGUCAUAGACAGUAAAUCAUUACCAUCAAUCGCAACGACCUUCGGACGUCGAUCCAGGUCUAUGCCUUGGCGUUCUUGUGCGGUUACUUCACCAAAUUCACCACCUCGUUUUACUGAGCCGGUUCUUACUUCCCGAAUGCCUCAUCCACUCGUGUUUGUAUUUGCAGGACAGGGUCCCCAGCACUUUGAAAUGGGCAGAGAAUUAUUCAGUUCAUGCACCAUCUUCCAGAGGAGUAUACUUGAAAUGGACGAAAUACACAAGCUUGUAACUGGAUUUUCACUCAUUGACCAGACUGGUCUUUUCAGUCAACAAGCUCGUUCCGCAGAAGCACUCGGAAAUAUCUGGCCCAUCUCAGUGACUCUUCCUGCUCUAACCAUGCUUCAAAUCGCAACUUUCGACGCUCUUGUGAGUCUUGGGAUGAAGCCCACUGCGAUCGUGGGCCACUCUGCAGGAGAGACUGCCGUCUUGUAUGCAUCUGGAGCGGGUUGCAAAGCGAUGGCUGUGGAACUUGCAAUCGCACGUGGUCGAGCUAUGUCAAUCGUCGAAGGUUCUCAAGGCGCAAUGGCAGCAGUUUCGUGCUCCCCCGAACAAGCCCGGGAAGUUAUAUCUCAGAUACACACCGAACAAGGGAAGGUUGAUUUGGACGUUGCCUGCUACAAUACCCCUGGCGCCGUCACACUAUCAGGGUCAUCUACGGGUAUAGACCUCGCAGUUGAACGCGCAAAGGCUGCCGGAUUUUUCGCAAAGCGAUUGAAUACUGCUGUUCCUGUGCAUUCCAGACUGAUGGACCCCUGUCAUGACGAAUAUCUGCGCCUGGUAACAGACAUAUUCAAUCGCUAUCCUUCACGGCUACCUCAAAUCCGAACAUAUUCCACCGAAAGCGGUAUGCUCAAAAGUGACCCAUUCAACGCAGAAUAUUAUUGGUCUGGUGCACGUGGCCCAGUGCGAUUUACGGACGCUAUCCAGCGUAUGAUUCAAGAUAUAGGCUCUCCGGACUUUUUAGAGAUAGGACCUCACCCAGCUCUCGCUAGUUAUCUGGUCGAACUCGGUGGCAAGACAACGACGGUUGUAUGUCCUCUGCGCAGGCCCAAGGCCAAUCAAGGAGAAGCGGUUUCUUUUCUUGACGCUUUGGGCAAGCUGGCAGUCGCUGGACAUUGUAUCGACUUCAAUGUUCUCAAUGGAUGCACCGCAGCAGAUGUCUCAGACCUACCCGCUUACCCCUUUUCCCGCAAGAAGGUCUUCUUGUACCCAAUCUCUCCUUCCAUCAAGAAAAUGCGUCAGUCUCGUAACGGGCCUUUAAAUUACCCCCAGCUUCGUAUAAACGCCCAGACGCACCCUUACCUGGCCCAACACGUGAUUCAAGGCGAGCCCAUCAUGCCCGCUGCAGGAUAUAUUGAAAUGGCAUUGGAAUUUGGAGCAAGACAAUUAUGGGAUGUCAACUUUUCAUUCAUGCUGUCGUUAUCUGGGGAACAACCGGUGCCAGUUAACAUCAGUACUGAAGGACCUCGUUGGUUGGUGCGCUCUGCUCCAAAUCCAUCACAAUCGUCCACGCCCCAAUAUGAUCGGUUGCAUGCUGAGGGCUACCUAUCUCGAGAUUCUCAAAUUCCAGCAUUACCAGCAGUGAACAUUCAGGCAAUAAAGGAACGCUGCACGCGGGUUGGGGUUGAGGGUUUUUAUGAUGCGCUUGAGCACUUCGCUCAAUAUGGCCCAGAUUACCGAAGAAUAUUGGAUUGCUACCGGGGGACUGACAACGGGCGCGACGAAGUUUUAGUACAAAUACGUGGCGCUGUCGGGGACCUUCCAGGACUGGAAAAGUUCAAGAUCCACCCCGUCAUCCUCGACUCCGCAAUACAUGUUCUGGUCCAUCCGAUUUUUACCUGUCUCACAGACAAAACUUUUCCAUAUAUGCUCAUGCUGUUUUUUCGCCAGUGGACACCUCAAGAAUCUCUGGCAUACGACGUCGCCCUCCUGGAUGAAGACGGCAAUCAUCUCUGCACAAUGCAAUCAUUCGAAGUUGCCCUCCAUGGAGAAUCCUCUCUAUACGAGCCGAGACGUCGCUUCGACUUAGUGCAUGAGCCCACCCCACUCGACUUGUCCUCGUGUCGUCACCCGACCCAGGAGGAAUUGCCAACGGAACAAAGCAGAGACAUUUUAACGCACCCAAUGGGCACAACUUCAUUGUCGCCGCUCCUCAACGUCGUCGCUUACGAGCACGGAAAAGAGUUGGAACUUCAGCUGAUGUUAUCUGCAAAGGACGCAACCGCUCCAUGCGCCAUCUAUUUUACGGCAAUCGCUGGUUCGAAUGGAAACGGGGCUGUCGGUUUUGUGCGAUCCUUACGGAAGGAAUAUCCUUCAUGGACAAUUUGCGUCGUGGUGUUCGACUCGGCUUGGGGCGAUGAAAGUAUUAGACAGGCGGUUGAAGCUAUAUCCAAAAUGCCCCAAGCGGAGACCGAGCUUGUGGUGGACGCAUCCGGAUUGGUCCGAAGCAAUGUCUCUCCUUUCAACUUCCACGAGCCAUGGCAGCUCGAGAACUCGCAAGUGGUUCACUGCUCGUCUCCCCCUUCGGAUUGUCAUUCGGCUGUCGUGCAUGUGCAAAGUAUUAGCCGGUCGGAUGACCAGAUAUGGGCUUUCGUUGGCUGUUUAGACAGCUCGCGUAGAGGUGUCAUGGGGAUAUCCGCCUCUCCUGUUGGAAAUGUCAUCGUAUCGCCACUGGACAGCAUGGUGGAUGCCCCAGUGGCCCUGGAAUCCGAUACAUCCAUGGGACCUCCUGUUCUUGUCCUUGCUGUAGCAGUCCUUGCUGUUGGUCCUGCAUAUUUCGAGAACCCGUGUAGGUUCCGCGGAGAGAUUCUUGUGACACAUGCAGAUACUCAGAUAAGCAUGCUUAUUGCUCAACUCUACCUUCUCCGAGGCUUUCGCGUCACUACCCUAACGCAACAUGCGACGGACUCCGAAAUUAGCCGCCUUCCCAAUGGACAUUUUAACGUCGUCGUCUCUGAAUACACAGACACGGCAACACUUCACCUCUUAUCACGCCUCUCGACGGUUAAUGGGAGGACGUUUCCAUGGAAGCAUCCAACGCAAGGCUUGCAGUCGCUGCUCGCCUGCGACCCGUGGUUAAUUAGCCAUGCUAUUCGCCUUGGGUCAGAUAUAAUUGGCGACGAGCUUAAGAUUCCUAUGUGCAACCUCAGCGAGAUCAUAACUGCCAAGCCUGGUGACCCCGUCAAUGUGAAGAAACAUCUUUUCAGCGACAAGAAGGCAUAUCUACUGGUGGGAGGUACCGGCAGCCUUGGAUUUCAGAUUGCCCAGUGGAUGUACAAGAAUGGGGCUCGGGAAAUUGUUCUGACUUCGAGGUCCGGGCGCGCUGGCAUUCGGCGCAGGGGAGACACUGCAUCUCAGCGCAUCAUGGCGUAUCUCGAGAGCCUACCGGAUUUAAAUCUACGCAUUGAGGCAACUGAUGCCCUCAGCGAACCUGACAUGAAAGGGUUGGUGCAAAAACUCCAGAGUCCGCUCGGAGGGUGCAUGUUACUCUCCGUGGUUUUGGCAGAUGGACUCUUUUCUGGGCUAUCCGCUGAGAACUUCAAUGCGCCAUUCAAACCUAAAAUGGGAGCAUUUGAAGUGCUAUACAACAUAAUUGACACGAACAAGUUGGAUUUCUUGAUAUCGUUCUCCUCGGUUUCAGCACUAUUUGGGAAUGCAGGUCAAACUAAUUAUGCCGCAGCAAAUACUAUGUUGGACGGGAGACUGCGCACCAUGCCCAACGCGUUCUCUAUUAUAACACCUGCGGUCACAGACUCAUUCGUCGCUACACUGGGUGGGGCAAAGUUCAAGCACUUGACGGAUUGGGGGAUGUCGUCUCACAGGGUCCUCCAAUUCAUUGAUGAAGGCAUUCGGAAGUUAGCUGAUGGGCCUUUCGGGUUCUAUAUUCCGGACUUCGACUGGGAUGCAGUCUGUGUCAACAUGGGAAACUCUCCAAUGUAUAGUCACUUGCUACCCGAGCGGUCGACUGCAGAACACGAACCAUCAGUUUCACAAGACGGCAAUUCGAUAGCGGACAUAAUUUGUACCACUCUUGACGUUGCGCGCGAAGAUUUGUCUCCCGACGUUCCUUUAACGAUGUACGGUUUGGACUCCUUGUCUGCUGCAAGGCUAUCCUUUGCCUUGAACCCAAUUUUUCCCAUCAGUCAAACUCAGCUCCUUGCGAACGUGACCCUUCAGAAUCUAGAAGCACGAUUAGCGGACCAGCGGCUGUUCGCCUCUACUGAAGCGGAGCAAAGAAGCGCAUCCGAGCUUCAAAAGGUCUCUGAGAUGAGGUCCUUGGUUUCCAAGUACACGUCUGGAUUUAAAACCCCAAAGACGCUGCUGCCUUCCUCUAUCAGCUCACGGGACUGUAUUGUCCUCGUAACGGGCACUACUGGAGUCGUGGGUGCACACCUUCUGGAAUGCUUACUCCACGCACCACAAAUCAGUCGUAUAUUUCUUCUCAACCGUCCCAAGCCUGGAACUCAGACAAUGUUGGAACGUCAUCAAGCGAUUUUCCAACUACAGUCCCUCGACCCUGCGGGACUGGAAACGGACAAAGUCGUGUAUUUGGAAGGCACUCUUGAACAACAUUACUUUGGGCUAUCAACCGACACGUUCAAUGACAUGGCACGAAACGUCACCCACAUUGUUCACGCUGCUUGGCCAAUGGAUUUCGCCAUCCCCCUUUCUGGGUUUGAUUACGCCAUUCACGGUCUCAGAAAGUUGAUAGAUUUCGCCAUUUCGUCUCCCUGGCAACAACCGCCUCGAUUAAUUUUUACGAGCACAGUCGGUGUAUUAAGCGGCCUCUCAUCGUCGAUCGCUGUAGAGGAGGCUCUUAUACAUGACCCCAGUAUCUCUGUUGGCGCAGGAUAUAUCGAAAGCAAAUGGGUUGCAGAGCACGUCUUGGCAGCGGCUGCUGAUGCUACGCGACUGAAGCCAAUGAUUAUUCGCCUGGGGCAACUAACCGGAGGGCGCAAUGGGUACUGGAAAACAACGGAAUGGAUACCCUCCAUGAUCAAAUCGGGCCUCUUUCUUGGAGCCUUGCCCAAUCGUUCUAAUACUUUAAAUUGGCUUCCAGUUGAUGUGGCAGCGGCAUCAAUGGUGGAGAUGUUCAAUUCACCACCCGGCGUGUAUCACUUGACACACCCAAGUCCAGUGUCAUGGACUGUUCCGAUGCGGGAAGCUGCUCGCAUCAUGAAUGUGCCAUUGGUUCCGUACACUCAGUGGCUUGCUUCUUUGGAGAAACAGGCAUUAUCACAAACGGCAAAAGCAUCGCAAAUCAACCCUGCGCUGAGGUUGCUUGACUUCUUCAGGUAUACUAUUCGCAGAAAGAAUCUUACGAAUACGGACAACUUCUUAGAGCCGGAGCUCUCGUGCGCUAAGGCUUUGCAAGAAUCUCCAACAUUGCAAUCAAUAGUCUCAAGCCCGUUGGGACCUCAGGAUGUAGCUAAAUGGAUGGCAUACUGGCGCAGUGUUGGCUUUAUUCUUGCUUAA